Phycomyces blakesleeanus NRRL 1555(-) is the source of this 684-nucleotide messenger RNA. RefSeq lists its product as hypothetical. The coding region runs from base 1 to 684 and encodes 227 amino acids. Lineage: Eukaryota; Fungi; Mucoromycota; Mucoromycetes; Mucorales; Phycomycetaceae. The record is from RefSeq and is a predicted model, not a curated record. The transcript has 2 exons.
AUGAACAAAAACAACGAGGCCGUACUUGUCAAUGUGGUAUACACACCACAAUUGAGUGAAAUACAAACUACACAAUCCAGAACGGAUACUGCAAUUGCUAAUGAACCUGUCAGGGUCACAUCUCAGGAACAUAACAGACACCAGGCACUCUACCUAUUGUUCCCUUUCAAAUAUUAUUCGUAUACCUCAGCAAGAAAUCGAAAUGCAAACAAGGUUGAUCGGUUUGAUCUGCGAUACCAACCUCGACAAUUAAGAUCAAAGUUCCAAUACCCUUCAACAUACCUCUUUUGUCGCGCACCAAGUAUCUUUGCAAAUGGCAUGUGGUCACAACCAUAUAGCAUUUUCACCUUAUACGAAGCACCUGACACAGGACACGAAUCAGCAGCAAAAAUAGCCUCGAAACUUUUUCUCAGCAUUGCGGAAACUGUCCAAUCUAACACCCAUCCAACGUUGCCAAAAACUUUCGUGAAUACUUUAUUGACCAAGUGCCAAGAUGGGCAAGUGAAAUCCAUACUGCAACAAAUCGUUGAACUAUACCACGGUGAAAACGCUGUAGAUAUCUUGGAAAACCAUUUCCUCAACGAAAAAUUAAUGUCUUUAGCCAACUUGAUGUCAGCAAGCCUCGUUUCAGCAAACAAAUCAGUGGCAGAAAAUGUGAAGUCUCGUGUCCUGAAUGGUUAUUAG